Molecule: messenger RNA, 2021 nt
Organism: Camelus dromedarius (Arabian camel)
Lineage: Eukaryota; Metazoa; Chordata; Mammalia; Artiodactyla; Camelidae
Gene: CCN1
Product: cellular communication network factor 1
Exons: 5
Coding region: 225-1373 (382 amino acids)
Biological process (GO): signal transduction; cell adhesion
Cellular component (GO): extracellular region; extracellular matrix
Molecular function (GO): heparin binding; integrin binding
Source: RefSeq, a predicted model, not a curated record
CGAGCGAGAGCGCCCCCGAGCAGCGCCCGCGCCCUCCGCUCCUCCUCCGGAAGGACCUCCAGAGCAGGACGCCCGCAGCUCCCUCGCCUCCCGGCCCUCGCCUCCCCGCCGCCCGGCCCACCGUCCCAGCCAGGCCAGGCCAAGCCAGGCCGGCCCGCCCGCUGCGCACCGGUGUGUCGGCGUCUUUGCUUCCUCGCUCGCCCGGACCCCUCCUGCGCGCCACGAUGAGCUCCCACACCGCCAGGACGCUUGCCCUCGCCGUCAUCCUUCUCCACUUGGCCAGGCUGGCACUCUCCACCUGCCCUGCCGCCUGCCACUGCCCCCUGGAGGCACCCAAGUGCGCCCCGGGAGUCGGGCUGGUCCGGGACGGCUGCGGCUGCUGUAAAGUCUGCGCCAAGCAGCUGAACGAGGACUGCAGCAAAACGCAGCCCUGCGACCACACCAAGGGGCUGGAAUGCAACUUCGGCGCCAGCUCCACCGCUCUGAAGGGGAUCUGCAGAGCUCAGUCAGAGGGCAGACCCUGUGAAUAUAACUCCAGAAUCUACCAGAAUGGGGAAAGCUUCCAGCCCAACUGUAAACAUCAGUGCACAUGUAUCGACGGCGCCGUGGGCUGCAUUCCUCUGUGUCCCCAAGAACUCUCUCUCCCCAAUUUGGGCUGUCCCAACCCCCAGCUGGUCAAAGUCACCGGGCAGUGCUGUGAAGAGUGGGUCUGCGACGAGGAUGGUGCCAAGGACCCCAUGGAUGACAGGGACGGCCUCCUGGGCAAGGAGCUGGCAUUCGAUGCCUCCGAGGUGGAGUUAACGAGAAACAAUGAAUUAAUUGCAGUUGGCAAAGGCGGCUCCCUGAAGCGGCUCCCGGUUUUUGGAAUGGAGCCUCGCAUUCUGUACAACCCUUCCUUGCACGGCCAGAAAUGUAUCGUUCAAACAACUCCAUGGUCCCAGUGCUCGAAGACCUGUGGAACUGGUAUCUCCACACGGGUUACCAAUGACAACCCUGCAUGCCGCCUGGUGAAGGAAACCCGGAUCUGUGAGGUGCGGCCUUGUGGACAGCCGGUGUACAGCGGCCUGAGAAAGGGCAAGAAAUGCAGCAAGACCAAGAAGUCCCCCGAGCCGGUCAAGUUCACUUACGCUGGCUGUUCGAGCGUGAAGAAGUACCGGCCCAAGUACUGCGGGUCCUGCGCGGACGGCCGCUGCUGCGCGCCCCAGCAGACCAGGACGGUGCAGAUGCGCUUCCGCUGCGAAGACGGGGAGACGUUCUCCAAGAACGUCAUGAUGAUCCAGUCCUGCAGGUGCAGCUACAACUGCCCGCAUGCCAGCGAGGCCGCCUUUCCCUUCUACAGGCUGUUCAACGACAUUCACAAGUUCAGGGACUAAGUGCCCCCCGGGGUUCCCAGCACCAGGCUGGACCAGCUGGGGAGAGAAGAGUGGCAGAAUCACGCAGACGUGGGUGGGGGCGGUGGGGUGAAGGGACUCACUGUAGAAGGGAUGCAUUGCUCGUUCUUGAGUAGUAUUAAGGUGUUUGGAAACUGCCAGGUGUGCUGGUGCGUAUGGACACUGACGCAGCCGCCACUGGAGAAUACUUCGCUUCAUAAUAUUGGAGCACACGUUCCUGCUUCAUCUUGGAGCUUGGUGUCGAUGACGUUCUGUUUUCUGUUUGUAAAUUAUUGGUUAAGCGUAUUUUUCUCUAGGCGUCUUUCCUUUCGGUUCUACAGUUGUGAAAGAUAAUCAGGUCAGUUGGACAGUUAGAGCAUUCUUUGAUAGACGUAAAUGGGACGGGGGGGGGGUCCAUCCCUUCCCGAGGGUGACACUCCGUGAGUGUCCGUGAGAGGCAGCUAUCUGCACUCUGAAUUGCAAACAGAAAUCAGGUGUUUCAAGUCUGAAUGUUUUUAUUUAUCAAAAUGUAGCUCUCGGGAGGGAGGGGAAAUGUAAUACUGGAAUAAUUUGUAAAUGAUUUUAAUUUUAUAUUCAGUGAAAAGAAUUUAUUUAUGGAAUUAAUCAUUUAAUAAAGAAAUAUUUACCUAA